GUGCCUUGACGUCUCCUCUCCUCUGGUCUGUUUCAGCUGGUGCUGCCAGAGUAUCUCAUCCAUUUCUUCUUCUGCGUGAUGUUUCUGUGCGCGGCCGAGUGGCUCACCCUCUUCCUCAACUUGCCGCUGCUGGCUUAUCACGUCUGGAGGUAUACGAGCAGACCUGUGAUGAGCUGUCCAGGACUCUAUGACCCGACUACCAUCAUGAAUGCCGACAUCCUGGCCUAUUGUCAAAAAGAAGGCUGGUGCAAACUGGCUUUCUACCUCCUCUCAUUCUUCUACUAUCUCUACGGAAUGAUCUAUGUUCUGGUGAGCUCCUAAAGACGUGGAGGGAAACGGACCGAGCCGUACAGUAGAUGACCAGACACUAUGAUCCAAGUGCUGGAACACUGGACCUGCUGGAGACCACUGAUGAGCAACACGAGCCGUCAUUUCAAGUGGAUGAGCCCCCCCGACAAACACACACUCACACACACAGUGCAGAGAGUCAUUCUGGAAACUUCUAACCUCUUUAAAGACUAUCUUGGUCGCAGCGUUUCCGUCAAAGCACUACAACUUAAAAAAAAAUAGUCUGGAAAUACGGACAAAUUUCAAUGGACAAGUUCAUCUUUUUUUUUUUAAUGCUUGAGAUUAAAUAAAAAUAGUUUUCCAUCUUU
This is a messenger RNA of Poecilia latipinna (sailfin molly), 656 nucleotides long. It is a transcript of the gene cnih1, whose product is annotated as cornichon family member 1. Bases 79 to 321 code for a protein of 80 amino acids. The record is from RefSeq and is a predicted model, not a curated record. Lineage: Eukaryota; Metazoa; Chordata; Actinopteri; Cyprinodontiformes; Poeciliidae. Gene Ontology annotation, biological process: vesicle-mediated transport. The transcript has 3 exons.